Messenger RNA from Didymella exigua CBS 183.55, 972 nucleotides. RefSeq names its product exoribonuclease family protein. Bases 1 to 972 code for a protein of 323 amino acids. The transcript has 2 exons. Gene Ontology annotation, cellular component: cytoplasmic exosome (RNase complex); nuclear exosome (RNase complex); nucleolus. The record is from RefSeq and is a predicted model, not a curated record. Gene Ontology annotation, biological process: nuclear mRNA surveillance; rRNA catabolic process; poly(A)-dependent snoRNA 3'-end processing. Lineage: Eukaryota; Fungi; Ascomycota; Dothideomycetes; Pleosporales; Didymellaceae.
AUGGCAGCGAACACGGAUAGGAGAAGAAACAAUGCGCCCAGCGGAGGCACACAUGCGCCGGUCUUUGCUCGGACGCUGAGAGAGCCUGCAUAUCUUCAGACUCUAAGACCGACAAGAACAAGAGGGCCGAACAAGCUUCGCAGGAUCUACUUGCAAACCGCCAUUGUACCCUCCGCCUCAGGCUCUGCAUACCUCGAAAUACCUUCUUCCUCUUCGAUUCCGCCCUCGACGUUAAUAAAACCUGCGUCUUCACUUAAGAUCGUGGCCUCGAUUCAAGGACCGAAGCCAUUGCCCCGCAGCGCACCUUUCAGCCCUUCACUUCUUCUCACUACUACUGUCAAGUUUGCGCCUUUCGCAACACGGCACAGGAGAGGCUACAUACGUGACAGUACCGAGCGUGACCUCGGCGUACACCUGGAAACCGCAUUGAGAGGUGUGAUAAUCGGAGAGCGCUGGCCGAAGAGCGGCGUGGAGGUUGUAGUCACGAUCCUCGAAGGAGAUGAGGACGGCUGGUGGGGCGAUGCGCACGCCAGUGGAAGUGGAUGGGGCUUACUGAACGUUCUGGCGGGCUGUAUCACAGUUGCCAGCGCAGCAAUCACAGAUGCAGGGAUCGACUGUGUAGACAUGGUCUGCGGAGGCGUUGCAGCGCUCAUCCGCAAUCCAGACUCAAAGGAUGAAAAUGAUCUGAUCAGGAUACUGGACCCUUGUCCGGCAGAGCACAGGGAUAUCGUUGCGGCUUGUGCAGUGGGAUAUUUGGCUUCAAGAGACGAGAUCACAGAGAUUUGGAUGAAGGGAGAUGUUGGUUCUGAUCCAGAUGCAAUCAUCGAGGGCGCGACACAUGCUUCUGUGGGGAGUCUGUCAGUCGUCAAGGAGGUCCUUCUGGAGUCCUUACAGGCGAAGUUCCAGAAGCAGAUCGAGAACAGUCAAGGCGCACAGAAGAGGAAGGCUCAAGAUGUGGAGAUGACAGGAUGA